AUGUAUUCGCUCAAGACCACCUCUGUCGUCCUCCUCUCCCUCCUCACCACCGCUCUCGCCCAGACCUUCACAUCAUGCAAUCCCUUGGUCCGGACAGACUGCCCGCCCAAUACUGCGCUAGGUGUCGCGAAUUACUCCAUCGAUUUCACCGAGUAUACCAUGUCAGACAAGGUGUGGAAUGUCACCGCUGACGCCAUCAACUACGGAGAUGACGGCGCCGAGUUCACAAUCAGCCAGCGUGGCCAGUCCCCCACGGUGCAGACAAACUUUUAUCUUUUCUUUGGUCAGGUCGAGGUUAUCAUGAAAGCCGCCAAGGGCCAAGGCAUAGUGUCCUCGAUGGUUUUGCAAUCGAUGGAUCUGGAUGAGGUGGACUGGGAAUUUAUUGGGGGAAACAAUUCAUACGUCGAGACCAAUUUCUUCAGCAAGGGCAACCAGACCGACUACGGCAACGCCAUCUGGUAUCCCGUCAAUGAUCCUCAAAAUGAGUGGCACAACUACACAUUGGACUGGUCACACGAAAAGCUUGACUGGAUCAUCGACGGAACCAUCAUUCGCACUCUGACAUAUGACGAGGCCGACAACGGUCUCAAAUUCCCCCAGACCCCUUGCGACCUCAGACUCGGCAUUUGGGCCGGUGGUGAUCCCAAGGAGCCGGAGGGGACCAUUCAAUGGGCUGGUGGAGAGACCAACUAUGAUGAUGUUCCCUUCACCAUGGCAGUCAAGUCUGUCAGAGUAUCAGAUGCUAGCAGAGGUACUCAAUACGUCUAUGGCGAUACCUCCGGGAGCUGGCAGAGUAUCAAGAUUCUCAACAACACCAAACCCAUCCAACUCGACGGCGAAAACAGCGAGUCCAGCUCACAAUCCGUGGAACAGAAAUGGAACGGCCUGCCCCAGAGGACCAAGUACAUCAUCAUCGGCGUCGUUUGCGGGGUUGUGGCCCUCUGCAUCCUCAUCUUCGCCUUCUGCUGCAUCCGCCAGCGCCGCGCGGGUAAACACGAGAAACUCGUCGAGGACGCCAAGUACGAAAAGAUCACCGCCGAGGUCAUGGCGUACCGCGCGGAUAUGUCGAGAAUGCGCUCCGAGCAGAAGAUGAUGGGAGUCAGCGUCCAACAUGUCAGCCCCGUGAGUCCCAUGAUGGGCCACGCGGGAGCUUCAUUCCCGGGAUAUGGUCAGGCGUCGCCCAUGAUGGGUGGCGGCGCGAGGAGCCCGAACCCUGGCUACGGGUAUGCGAACAGUGGAUAUUCGAGAGGUUAUCAGAAAUAUUGA
Messenger RNA from Fonsecaea multimorphosa CBS 102226, 1266 nucleotides. RefSeq lists its product as uncharacterized. The transcript is spliced from 2 exons. Gene Ontology annotation, molecular function: glycosyltransferase activity; hydrolase activity, hydrolyzing O-glycosyl compounds. Gene Ontology annotation, cellular component: fungal-type cell wall. The record is from RefSeq and is a predicted model, not a curated record. Lineage: Eukaryota; Fungi; Ascomycota; Eurotiomycetes; Chaetothyriales; Herpotrichiellaceae. Gene Ontology annotation, biological process: fungal-type cell wall organization; carbohydrate metabolic process. The coding region runs from base 1 to 1266 and encodes 421 amino acids.